AGAGGCGAGGCGGGCCCGGGGCAGCAGUGAGAGACUAUAGAGAGAUGCCUUCCUCUCUGAUCACCUGAUGCCGUCUCGCAAUUCCUUCCUUCCCCUACUAGUACUUGUACCACUGCUUCUGCCGCUGCUUUGCUCUUCCCACCUCAAUCUCCCUCCCCUCUUCUGCUUCUCCUCUUUCCCAUCCCCACUUCGCAACCCUGGAUCCAAAUCCCAACCUAUCCCAAAACCGAAACCGAGGAGAGCAAAAGUUGCGCGCAAUUAUUAGCUAGCAAGCUAGGUUGAUAGCUCGCGGCGAGAUCAUGAAGCGCGAGUACCAAGACGGCGGCGGGAGCCGCGGCGGCGGAGAUAUGGGCUCCUCCAAGGACAAGAUGAUGGUGGCAGCGCCGGCGGAGGAGGAGGACAUGGACGAGCUGCUGGCCGCGCUCGGAUACAAGGUGAGGGCGUCCGACAUGGCGGAUGUGGCGCAGAAGCUGGAGCAGCUCGAGAUGGCCAUGGGGAUGGGCGGUGUGGGGGCCGGCGCGGCCCCGGACGACAGCUUCGUCGCGCACCUUGCGACGGACACCGUGCACUCCAACCCCUCUGACCUCUCCUCCUGGGUCGAGAGCAUGCUGUCCGAGCUCAACGCCCCGCCGCCGCCGCUCCCGCCGGCCCCGCAGGCUCCGAGGCUCUCUUCCAACUCGUCCACCGUCACGGGCGGUGGCGGCAGCGGCGGCGGGUACUUCGACGGCCUCCCGCCCUCGGUCGACUCUUCGAGCAGCACCUACGCUCUGAGGCCGAUCCCCUCUCCGGUUGUCACGCCGGCCGAACCGUCCGCGGACCCGGCGCGCGAGCCCAAGCGGAUGCGCACUGGCGGCGGCAGCACGUCGUCGUCUUCAUCAUCAUCGUCCUCCCUUGGCGGCGGGGGCACCAUGAGCUCCGUGGUGGAGGCUGCUCCGCCGGCGGCGCCAGCGUCCGCGGCGGCCAACGCGCCCGCGCUGCCCGUCGUGGUGGUCGACACGCAGGAGGCCGGGAUCCGGCUGGUCCACGCGCUGCUGGCGUGCGCGGAGGCCGUGCAGCAGGAGAACCUGUCGGCCGCCGAGGCGCUGGUGAAGCAGAUACCCUUGCUUGCCGCGUCCCAGGGCGGCGCCAUGCGCAAGGUCGCCGCCUACUUCGGCGAGGCCCUCGCCCGCCGCGUCUUCCGCUUCCGCCCGCAGCCAGACAGCUCCCUCCUCGACGCCGCCUUCGCUGACCUCCUCCACGCGCACUUCUACGAGUCAUGCCCCUACCUCAAGUUCGCCCACUUCACCGCCAACCAAGCCAUCCUCGAGGCGUUCGCCGGCUGCCGCCGCGUCCACGUCGUCGACUUCGGCAUCAAGCAGGGGAUGCAGUGGCCCGCCCUUCUCCAGGCCCUCGCCCUCCGUCCUGGCGGCCCUCCGUCGUUCCGCCUCACCGGCGUUGGACCCCCUCAGCCGGACGAGACCGACGCCUUGCAGCAGGUGGGUUGGAAGCUUGCCCAGUUCGCUCACACGAUCCGCGUCGACUUCCAGUACCGCGGCCUCGUCGCCGCCACGCUCGCCGACCUGGAGCCGUUCAUGCUGCAGCCGGAGGGAGAGGAGGACCCGAACGAAGAACCCGAGGUAAUCGCCGUCAACUCAGUCUUCGAGAUGCACCGGCUGCUCUCGCAGCCUGGCGCGCUCGAGAAGGUCCUGGGCACCGUGCGCGCCGUGCGGCCGAGGAUCGUGACCGUGGUGGAGCAGGAGGCUAACCACAACUCUGGCUCAUUCCUGGACCGAUUCACCGAGUCUCUGCACUACUACUCUACCAUGUUCGAUUCUCUCGAGGGAGCUGGUUCCGGCCAAUCCGAAAUCUCACCGGGGGCCGCUGCUGGUGCCACGGACCAGGUCAUGUCUGAGGUGUACCUCGGCCGGCAGAUCUGCAACGUCGUGGCGUGCGAGGGCCCGGAGCGCACGGAGCGCCAUGAGACGCUGGGGCAGUGGCGCGGUCGCCUUGGCCAGGCCGGGUUCGAGACAGUGCAUCUGGGCUCCAAUGCCUACAAGCAGGCGAGCACGCUUCUGGCCCUCUUCGCCGGCGGUGACGGGUACAAGGUGGAGGAGAAAGACGGCUGCCUGACACUUGGGUGGCACACUCGCCCGCUCAUCGCCACUUCGGCCUGGCGCAUGGCUGCGCCGUGAUCGUAAGUUUUGAACGCUGUAAGUACACAUCCCAAGCAUGGCGCACACCGGCUCCCCGGCGCCACUUGAAGCUAAAUGCCGAUGAGCGCUGAAUUGCAGCGACCAGCGAUCGGGCUACGGUUCUCGCCGGCGUGAAGAGAUGAACACUGGACUAAGACCAGACCGGCCCGUAAUUCGCCCCCGCUUCCUUGAUCCGUAAAACUCUUAGCCUAUUAUGUUUAAAAUGUCUAUUAUUGUUAUGUGCAAUUCCUCCAAUCUCAUAUUAAAUAAGGACGGACCGGAAUUCUUUAGCUCCAAUGAGAAUUUUGUAUACAAGGCCAUCUAAAACUGAGCUUUGUUCUGGUCUUGAUCAGUUAUGAACUUUAGAAUGCUGCUCAAGCGGAUCGUAUGAAGAUGAUUGUGUAGCCUCAUGUGUCUUGCUGCAAUGGUGUAUUUUGGUUGUGUGUUGAUACUU
Brachypodium distachyon (stiff brome) is the source of this 2625-nucleotide messenger RNA. Its product is annotated as DELLA protein SLN1. Gene Ontology annotation, cellular component: nucleus. Gene Ontology annotation, molecular function: sequence-specific DNA binding; DNA-binding transcription factor activity. Gene Ontology annotation, biological process: regulation of DNA-templated transcription. Bases 300 to 2171 code for a protein of 623 amino acids. The transcript has a single exon. The record is from RefSeq and is a predicted model, not a curated record. NCBI's taxonomy places the organism in Eukaryota, Viridiplantae, Streptophyta, Magnoliopsida, Poales, Poaceae.